Molecule: messenger RNA, 656 nt
Organism: Mesoplodon densirostris (Blainville's beaked whale)
Lineage: Eukaryota; Metazoa; Chordata; Mammalia; Artiodactyla; Ziphiidae
Gene: THRSP
Product: thyroid hormone responsive
Biological process (GO): regulation of lipid biosynthetic process
Cellular component (GO): cytosol
Source: RefSeq, a predicted model, not a curated record
CUGCUGCACAUCCAGACAAAAAUAACAGCCUGGAAAUAGUGCUGAGGCAGUCUGCCGGCCUCUGUAUGGAAGCUAAAGCCACCAUGCAGAUGCUGACCAAGUGCUACCGCAGGAACUGCCUGCUGACUGUCAUGGACCAGUACUCAGCCAUGGUGUGCAACAUGAAACAGCUGGUGAUGAUCCCCAGCCUUCUGUGGGAUGUGCAGCUGAGUGUUCCAGGGCACCAGGCCUAGGCAGGGGCUCCCGAUCUCUACAACUACUUCACCAUGCUCAAGGCCAUCUGCGUGGAUGUGGAACAUGGGCUGUUGUCCUGGGAGGAGUGGAAGGCCAAGGUGGCAGGUGGCAAAGCUGAUAAGGCUGAGAAUGAAGCUGCAGAGACAGAGGAGGCCGAGGAGGAGAGAGUCUUGGGGCAGCUGGACCUGGAAGCCUAGUUCCACCUGCACUUCUCCAGCCUUCCUCACAUCCUCACCCACCUUACCCUGAAAGCCGAGGAGGUGACGAGGAAAUACCAGGAGAUAAUGGGACAACCCAUAGAGGCCUCGGACUCUAGGAAAGCUUACUCCACAUGACAGAAGGCAGACUCUGUGAUGAGGACAUGGAGCAGUUCGCUAGCCUGACGAUGGUAAGACCAGAAAGACCUGGACCCGCAGCUAGAA